Trichoplax adhaerens is the source of this 894-nucleotide messenger RNA. RefSeq lists its product as uncharacterized. The coding region runs from base 1 to 894 and encodes 297 amino acids. Lineage: Eukaryota; Metazoa; Placozoa; Uniplacotomia; Trichoplacea; Trichoplacidae. Gene Ontology annotation, biological process: G protein-coupled receptor signaling pathway. Gene Ontology annotation, molecular function: G protein-coupled receptor activity. The transcript has a single exon. Gene Ontology annotation, cellular component: membrane. The record is from RefSeq and is a predicted model, not a curated record.
AUGCUAGUCUUUUUAACUUUCUAUAAACAUGCAUCAUUACGCACAACCUCCAAUCUAUUUAUCAUCAAUCUAGCUAUAACUGAUUUAUUAACUGGAGGAAUUAAAGAUACAUUAUUUAUUUAUGGUCUAACUUCGUAUAAUUGGCCGAAAAGUGCAAUUCUAUGCUCAUUUGUGGGCUUUAUUAAUUGUGUUUGUUACGUUGCGACUGUAUACACGUUAACAGUCAUAGCUGUAUUUCGCUAUCUUGCAAUUGUCUGCAAUUUGGGCAGAAAAAUUAAGCGUAAGCAUUCCAUCUUGACUAUCGCUUGCGUUUGGAUCUACAGCUCUGCAUGCUGUUUAAUGCCUAUUAUUGGAUGGAGCCGCUAUAUCUAUGAACCUACGGAAUGUACUUGUGUACGUAGUUUAGAUAAGAAAUAUUAUUCCUAUACGAUAUACAUUCUAGUAGCAGAUUUUCUAUUACCAUUAUCCGUGGUGUCGUUUUGCUACGGAAAUAUUUUUGCAAAGAUGAAAAGAAAUCAUCACCACAUUAAGCGUGAUCUAAGUGAUGGACAGAAACUUGACGUUGCGGAAAAGUUAUCGCGGAGGGAAGAGAUUGUCGCGCGGCGUAUGUUUAUUAUCUUGGCUGAGCAUGUCGUCUGUUUUUUACCUUAUACAAUUAUUGUUACGAUGUUGGCAGCGAAUGGCGUUGAUAUUGAGCCAGUUUGGUAUUUUAUUGUUGGUUACUUACUUAAUUUAAACAGUGCUCUCAAUCCUGUUACGUAUAUUGUUGUCAAUCCUAGGCUUAAGAAGGGCUAUAUAUCAGUCAUUUGUUGCAAAGAUAACUUUACGCGAGUUAAGCCAACAAAGGCUGGAGGUAAUCAGGGUUUUCUAGAACUUCGUAAUGUAGCAAAGUAA